Molecule: messenger RNA, 2021 nt
Organism: Rana temporaria (common frog)
Lineage: Eukaryota; Metazoa; Chordata; Amphibia; Anura; Ranidae
Product: phosphatidylinositol 3-kinase regulatory subunit gamma-like
Biological process (GO): insulin receptor signaling pathway; phosphatidylinositol phosphate biosynthetic process
Cellular component (GO): phosphatidylinositol 3-kinase complex
Molecular function (GO): 1-phosphatidylinositol-3-kinase regulator activity
Source: RefSeq, a predicted model, not a curated record
CACUUCCACCAAAACCAGCCAAGCCCAUGAGUCCCCUGUGUAACAGCAGCAAUAAGGACGGCGCCUGCACUGCGCUCCACGAUGCAGAGUGGUACUGGGGAGACAUCUCCAGGGAAGAGGUGAACGACAAGCUGCGUGACAUGCCGGACGGGACGUUCCUGGUCCGUGACGCCUCCACGAAGAUGCAGGGAGAUUACACGCUGACACUCAGAAAGGGCGGGAACAACAAACUGAUAAAGAUUUAUCACCGAGAUGGGAAAUACGGAUUCUCCGACCCCCUCACCUUCAAGUCUGUCGUGGAACUGAUCAACCACUACAGGCACGAAUCUCUGGCCCAGUACAACCCGAAGCUGGAUGUCAAACUCUUGUACCCGGUGUCCCGGUACCAGCAGGACCAGCUGGUGAAGGAGGACAAUAUAGACGCCGUGGGGAAGAAGCUUCAGGAAUACCACGGGCAGUUCCAGGACAAGAGUCGGGAAUACGACAGACUGUACGAGGAGUACACCAAGACGUCACAGGAGAUUCAGAUGAAGCGAACAGCGAUCGAAGCCUUCAAUGAAACCAUUAAGAUAUUUGAGGAGCAAUGUCAUUCCCAGGACAGGUUCAGCAAGGAGUUCCUGGAGAGGUCUCAGAGGGAGAGCGGAGAGAAGGAGAUGGAGAGAAUAAUCAUCAAUUUCGAGAAGCUGAAUUUGCGUUUGGGGGAAAUUCAUGACAGUAAACUGCGGCUGCAGCAAGACCUGAAGAAACAGGCGCUGGACAACCGGGAAACGGACAAGAAGAUGAACAGCAUAAAACCGGACUUGAUCCAGCUGAGGAAGAUCCGAGACCAGUACCUAGUAUGGCUUAAUCACAAAGGCGUGCGGCAGAAAAGGAUCAAUGAAUGGCUUGGAAUAAAGAAUAAAAGUAUAGACGAUCCCUAUUUUAUGAGUGAGGAGGAUGAGCUGCUGCCGCACUACGAUGAGAAGACCUGGUUUGUGGGGGACCUCAAUCGGGUCCAAGCUGAAGAGCUCCUCGGAGGGAAGGCCGACGGAGCUUUUCUAAUCCGGGAGAGCAGCAAGAAAGGAUGCUACGCCUGUUCUGUGGUGGCGGACGGCGACGUCAAGCAUUGCGUCAUUUACAGCACGUCACGGGGCUUCGGCUUCGCGGAACCGUACAACCUGUACAGCACACUAAAGGAGUUGGUCCUCCAUUACCAGCAUACUUCCCUCGUCCAACACAACGAUUCUCUGAAUGUCAGGCUGGCCUACCCCGUCUACGCACACACGUCCUCCCUGUGCAGAUAAGCCCCCGGAGGACUCCUCCCCCAGGCAGCCAUUUUGGAUCUUUUCUACAUUAUUAUUAUUUUUUUUUUUUCUAGAAACUAAAGGGGCAUUCUUUUUACUUAGACUGCUUGAUUUGCACAAGAAGUGAAUUUGUGAAUGUGAAAGGAAGAAGGCGUGUCAUCGUAAGGAUGGCCCAUGUGCUGGACAGUGUUCUGGUCAUGCGCUGAACCGCGUUCUGGUGCUUCCCUGCUUGUUCAGCUGAGAAUGUGGAAGAACAGAGCUUGCUGGGGCUCCUCCCCCUCAGUGGAGAAGAUCGUUUUUUUGUUUUUUUUUUGUUGAGGUGCUCCUCGUACCCUAAAAAAAAAAAAUGCCUGGAGGACGUUUUUAAGAUAAAGGUCCGCACCAGCGCGUGCUCCUGGUGAUAGCCAGCAACACAUAUGGGAAAGAAGACCAAAGGAUUCUCGAUUCACUUUGAUUUCCUGGAAGGAAACAAAAACUAUGAAUAAAGUUGCUUUUAUUUUUGCAACACUAAACAAAACAAAAAAAAGUUUUGGCUUCCAUGGCACUUACUCUUCAUGUGAGGAAAAGUCUAGUUCUAACCAAAUUCAACCACCAAAACUUUGCUCCUCCUCGCUGAACUAGGCACUUACGUGGGAAUUUCUGCAUCGGCAUCUGCACAUACUUCUCCGCCAAAACUUGAAAAACGAAACGGUGGUUUGAAACACUAAUUGUCUCAAUAUUGUUGUAAGCUUCUAUAUA